Messenger RNA from Agelaius phoeniceus (red-winged blackbird), 891 nucleotides. NCBI's taxonomy places the organism in Eukaryota, Metazoa, Chordata, Aves, Passeriformes, Icteridae. The record is from RefSeq and is a predicted model, not a curated record.
GACCCCUCCCCCCUCAAACCCGACACCGCCGCCAUCACCUCCCCGGCCAUGACGUCACCGGUGACGUCAUCGCCGACCCCGCCUCCCUCAUCCCGGAAGGGCAAGGGCGCCCCCUACGUGUGCGGCCUGUGCGCCAAGGAGUUCAAGAACGGCUACAACCUGCGGCGCCACCAGGCCACCCACGGCGUCCCCGGCGCCGCCAAGCGCGCCCCCCGCCCCUCCCCCACCCUCCUGCCCCUCCCCCAGGACCUCCUGGACGCCCCUCAGGCCGCGGAAGACGAGGAAGGGGCGGGAGGUGACAGCGCCAACAUGGCCGCCGCCGCGGCGACGAAGAGGACGGCGGCGGCGGCGACGGCGGCGAGGAAGAGCCACGCGUGCGACACGUGCGGGAAGGCGUUCCGGGACGUGUACCACCUGAAACGGCACCGGCUGUCGCACACGGACGAGAGGCCCUUCCAGUGCCCCGUGUGCCAGCAGCGCUUCAAGCGCAAGGACAGGAUGGCCUCGCACGUCCGCUCCCACCAGGGCCACGUGCACAAGCCCUACGCCUGCGGGCACUGCGGGAAGAGCUUCUCCAGGCCGGACCACCUCAACAGCCACGUCCGGCAGGUUCACUCCACCGAGCGGCCAUUCAAGUGCCAGACGUGCGAGGCGGCGUUCGCCACGCGGGACCGGCUGCGGGCUCACGCCGUGCGCCACGAGGACAAGGUGCCGUGCCACGUCUGCGGGAAGCUGCUGAGCGCCGCCUACGUCAGCGACCACCUGCGCGUGCACGGCCCCGCCCCCCGCGCCCAGGCCACGCCCAGAGGUUCCGGUUGCCCCGCCCCAAGCCCCGCCCCCGCCCCUCCCCCACCCCUGGACGGGACCCCCGGGGGCAGCCAGGGCUGGUGA